Messenger RNA from Monosiga brevicollis MX1, 315 nucleotides. RefSeq lists its product as uncharacterized. Bases 1 to 315 code for a protein of 104 amino acids. The record is from RefSeq and is a predicted model, not a curated record. Gene Ontology annotation, cellular component: mitochondrial intermembrane space. Gene Ontology annotation, biological process: mitochondrial electron transport, cytochrome c to oxygen; mitochondrial electron transport, ubiquinol to cytochrome c. The transcript has 2 exons. Lineage: Eukaryota; Choanoflagellata; Craspedida; Salpingoecidae. Gene Ontology annotation, molecular function: electron transfer activity; heme binding.
AUGGGUGACGUCGAAAAGGGCAAGAAGAUCUUCCAGCGCGCUUGCGCUCAGUGCCACACCGUCGAGAAGGGUGCUCCCCACAAGCAGGGCCCCAAUCUCAACGGUCUCUUUGGCCGCAAGACUGGCCAGGCCGAGGGCUUUGCUUACUCCGAGGCCAACAUUAACAAGGGCAUCACCUGGGGCGAGGACACUCUCUUCGAGUACCUCCUGAACCCCAAGAAGUACAUUCCCGGCACCAAGAUGGUCUUUGCUGGUCUCAAGAAGAAGUCGGACCGCGAGAACCUCAUUGCCUACCUCAAGGACUCUUGCGCAUAA